Molecule: messenger RNA, 1842 nt
Organism: Arctia plantaginis
Lineage: Eukaryota; Metazoa; Arthropoda; Insecta; Lepidoptera; Erebidae
Source: the annotation of a GenBank genome assembly
AUGUUUUCUAAUAAAAGCAAUUUCAUAUUUGUCACAUUAUUCAGCAUUUUUAUUAAUGUUCAAAGUCUGCUACAAUUACGGCCAAACGAAGACAGUGACAUAGCUAGUGCUGAGACAGCUAUACGAGAGACAUUAAAUACUUUAUUUACUGCUUUGAAGAUCAGACACGUUCAAAACAAACCACGAUUGAAAGAGUUUUCAACAAUACAUAACUUUUUCGUUUCAAUCACACUAAAAGAUUGCGACAACCUUCAAGAAAUAGAAUUGCUGUCGCGAGUUAAUGACGUUGAUAACGAUACAUAUUUUACAACGCAAAUAAACGAGGUUUUGGAUGAGGACAGUGAAAUAUUAGCUAAUAAUACUUACGCAGAAGCGUAUGUUGAAACAUUUAUCAAAACACUAAGAUAUUUAAAGGAUAACUACAACUUACAUAAUAACCUAAGCAAUUUAGAAAUAAACCCCGAAAUUUUACAACAUUUAAGCAGUGAUGAGUUGUUAGAAAAUGCUACUAAAAACAGUUCUAACAUAAAGUCUCUUGAUAAUAAUAUUCUCCAGUAUAGGCGAAUUUUGGAUCAAGAGGGCCGUCGGGUGUAUAAAGGCAAAAGCGUAAAAAUCGAGAGGUUCCCUUUCAUGGCUAGCAUCCAUUUCUUUAACAUGUAUCGUUGUGGAGGUUGUAUAAUAUCAAGAAAUUUAAUUAUCACGUCCUCAUCAUGUUUGCAACUAUUGGUGAAUAAAGGAGACUUUCUCCGUUCCACCCCAGACUUUCUAUCGGUUCGAAUCGGAAGCACGUAUACUGGGAGUGGUGGUGAAAAAUUCGGUGUCUAUGGUAUCCACUUCCAUCCUUACUACAACCCAAGGACUUUAGAGAAUAACAUCGGCCUAGUAAGGCUUAGUCGACAGAUCACAUAUUCCAGGAAAAUAAAAAGAAUAGAAUUUGACAGAGUACCUACAGAAAUUAAUGACCGGAUUAUUGUUAUUGGUUGGGGAGCAAAAGAUGGGUCAAACGUUAAAAGUACAAAACUAUCGUAUUCAAAGUUGGAUUAUUACCCUCUACGCUAUUGCAAAAAGGUUUAUUCUAAAAAAUAUGUGAAAAAUUAUUACUUUUGUGCUGGAUUCGUACACAAAAAAGGAGGUGCAUGCAAUUACGACAUUGGUGGCCCAGGAAUCGUCGAUAGCAAAAUAGCUGGAAUCAUCAAUUUUGGACCUGCAACGUGUGGAAAACGUAACUCACCUACGGUGUUCACUAAAGUUGGAUAUUACACCGACUGGAUCAGAGGCAUUAUGGGUCAGCUUCCAAAAUUAAUGAGUCAAACAAUUAUUACAAAUGACACAAGUAUGAUAAGCAGUAUUCAAGCGUCAGUUGAAUAUUACGAAGACUUUGCUAGAACAGAUGUACCAGUCGCCGCAACGAAAGCUUUACAACAACCAGCCAAAGACAAUCACUUGAUGGUCCUAAUGCACCUGAAGAGGAACCAAGCUAAACAAAUCAUAGAAGCAAUCACCAGCGACUAUCUUCUUUUAAAUCACCGCAAUCAAAAAUAUAAGGACCUCGGCAAGGCUGCGAUUAGAAACUCACAAAUUUAUUCCGAAAACGGUUGGAUCCUGCUUGUUAGCUCUUGCGUCAUGACGUAUCCUAUCAUGGCUAUAGUCCUCACAACAUACAAUUUCUUAUUCAAAGCGGACCCUGUUAAGUACAUGGGUAACGGCUUUGAUGUUAUGUACCUGAUAUUUUUGGGAGGUGCUGUGGCACAUAUAUAUGUGCCUUGUCGAUAUGCUGCCAAAUUAAAGGAGAUGGUAAACCUCAUUAAUAUACAGUCAGUAAUAGCAGAGGCAGUGAAAUAA